AUGUUUCUUAAGUGCCUUACACUCGCCAUGGAAUCCGUAAAGCCGAUGACUCUCGAGUGGGUCAUCAGCUGCAUAUGGUGCUUCAUGGCUAUUCAUGGUUUUGCAUCGGCUGUAUGUGUAGCUUCUUGGACAAGAACAGGCUUGCUGCCGACGGUGCAAGAUAUCUACCCCAUCACUAUCGACACGAUGUUCGGAGUCGAGCCCCUUGUUUAUCUAAUGGUCGCCUUCUCUUCAACGUUAGCCUUGAUAGUUCACGUGCUGGUUUUUGUGCACGUAAACCAUGAGUGGAUAUCGUAUAACGAAGAACUUACAAAUGCAUCCAAACUGAAACAACUCACAGUGCCCGACGUGCUGGACUCCUUUAGUGCGCGACAGUCAGAAUUGAUGAGAAUGACGAAGUUUGUGAGGUUGUUUGUCACUCUGUCUACGGUAUUCGCUUCUCUUACGGCUAUUGACGGGCUAUACUUUAUGGCUGGGUUGGUCCAAUAUCUUCCGCCUUUGAACUAA
Molecule: messenger RNA, 507 nt
Organism: Strongylus vulgaris
Lineage: Eukaryota; Metazoa; Nematoda; Chromadorea; Rhabditida; Strongylidae
Source: the annotation of a GenBank genome assembly